AAUUUUUUUUAGUAGAUUUUAAUCGCAGUAAGAGGUGGAAGUGUUUAAACAGGGUGAAUUGUGAUUGGUUGCAGUGCAGAAGGUGAAAGGUGAAGCUCACAGAGGCGCCUCAGACAGAACAGUCAACAUGGCGGAUAAAGAGAAGAAGAAGAAGGAGAGUAUAUUUGACCUGUCGAAGUACAUCGACAAGACCAUCAGAGUCAAAUUCCAAGGUGGACGAGAAGCAAGUGGCGUCCUGAAAGGGUUCGACCCUCUGCUGAACCUGGUGUUGGACGGUACGAUCGAGUACAUGCGUGAUCCCGACGAUCAGUACAAGCUGACCGAGGACACCCGGCAGCUCGGCCUGGUGGUGUGCCGCGGCACGGCGGUGGUCCUGAUCUGUCCGCAGGACGGCAUGGAGGCCAUUCCCAACCCCUUCAUACAGCAGCAGGACGGCUAACACGCCUCCGAGAUCCGGUCAUCUGUGUUCUAGAGUGAAGUUUGAUUUAGGAAUGAUCCGGAGCUUUGAGUUAUGUUCUGAAUCGUGGACGUGGGGGGUCCAUGUUGUUCCCUGUUGUUAUCGUUUCUUUGUUUUAGGUUUGCCUCCCGGAUCUGGACUCUGCCCAGCUUAUUUUUAUAUAGUACUUGUUUUAAUACCAAGAUUAAAUCGAACCUGGACGUUUGUUGAAUCAAUGUUGUGGCCCUGUGUUCACGUCAGUUUGUCAGAUUUGGAUCAGCGUUGGAAAAUCACGCCACCCUCGCACCGUUUGUACGGGUCUCGGAUCUGCAGCCGUGAGAAUCCCGGGUCCUUAAAAAAAAAAGCUCCAGUUAAUAAAAUAUUUUUUGUUUCCA
Messenger RNA from Trichomycterus rosablanca, 831 nucleotides. RefSeq names its product LSM7 homolog, U6 small nuclear RNA and mRNA degradation associated (gene lsm7). Gene Ontology annotation, cellular component: catalytic step 2 spliceosome; U12-type spliceosomal complex; U2-type prespliceosome. Gene Ontology annotation, molecular function: RNA binding. Gene Ontology annotation, biological process: nuclear-transcribed mRNA catabolic process; mRNA splicing, via spliceosome. The transcript is spliced from 4 exons. The coding region runs from base 128 to 439 and encodes 103 amino acids. NCBI's taxonomy places the organism in Eukaryota, Metazoa, Chordata, Actinopteri, Siluriformes, Trichomycteridae. The record is from RefSeq and is a predicted model, not a curated record.